CAGAUGGUGACACUCAUUUGUCCACGCAUGCGCAAAUGCUCUGUUUUCAAAUCUGUGGAAACGAUACCAGUUUCAGAAAAGACGAAGCGUCACGUUUUUAAUGUUUUAAGUUGUGCUUCAGUCAAUAGUUUCUCAAAUGGAUUUAGACAGUGGAACAUACGAGCCGGGGUUUGUUGGGAUACGGUUUUGUCAGGAAUGUAACAACAUGUUGUAUCCAAAAGAAGACAAGGAGAACAGAAUCCUGCUGUAUGCGUGCAGGAACUGUGACUACCAGCAAGAGGCAGACAACAGCUGUAUUUAUGUCAACAAGAUUACCCACGAGGUCGAUGAGUUGACGCAAAUCAUCGCUGAUGUAUCCCAGGAUCCAACACUACCAAGAACAGAAGACCACCCAUGUCCCAAAUGUGGUCACAAGGAGGCAGUGUUCUUCCAGUCGCACAGUAUGAAGGCUGAGGAUGCUAUGAGACUGUACUACGUCUGCACGGCCCCUCACUGUGGACACAGAUGGACUGAGUAAAGCUGGUGAUCAUGAAGGGGUCUAAAAUUUACAUUUUCAGUUAAAAUAUUCUCAGCUCCAUUUCUUUUCAUUGUUACUGUCAUUGUGUAUUUUGUGUUCAAACAGCAGUGCUGCUUAUGUUUAAAGACCCUGAACUUUGUAUGUUGACUUCCAGUUAGUUAGAAAUCAUCUUAUGAGUAUAAUGUAUGAAUAGUUCUUUUUUAGCUGCCAUUUCCAAAUAUUUUUGUCAGAUUAAAAGAAUCACUUGUU
Molecule: messenger RNA, 766 nt
Organism: Notolabrus celidotus (New Zealand spotty)
Lineage: Eukaryota; Metazoa; Chordata; Actinopteri; Labriformes; Labridae
Gene: polr2i
Product: polymerase (RNA) II (DNA directed) polypeptide I
Exons: 6
Coding region: 137-517 (126 amino acids)
Biological process (GO): DNA-templated transcription; maintenance of transcriptional fidelity during transcription elongation by RNA polymerase II; transcription initiation at RNA polymerase II promoter
Cellular component (GO): RNA polymerase II, core complex
Molecular function (GO): zinc ion binding; nucleic acid binding; DNA-directed RNA polymerase activity
Source: RefSeq, a predicted model, not a curated record